ACGCAGGCGCGCUGGAGCUCGCGAUUCCGGGACGAGGCCGGCUGUAGCCUGGAGCGUCUCGAUGGCUCGCAUGCUGUCUCUCUAGCCGGCGAAGGGGCGGCGAGACGUCUCGGCGGAUGCGCUAGGCAGCGGGAGGUCGAGCUCGCCGGCGGGGACGCAGCCUCCAUGGGGGCCCUAAGGAAGGUGCUGGUCACCGUCGCAGCGAUGGGCGCGGGGGCGGUCGUAGGGUCCGCGCUGUUUGCCCUGGUGACCCCAGGGGAGCUCCAGAAGCAGGCGUUGCUGAAGGAGAUCCCCGAGCAGCAUCGGCAGCACAGGGACGAGAAAGCACACACCCAGAGGCUCGUGAUGAGCACGCUGCAGGAGGCCACGGCCACGCAGGAGAACGUGGCGUGGAGGAAGAACUGGAUGGGCGGCGGAGGCCGAGGCGCCGUAUGAGCGCACCCACGCCUAGCGGGGUAUGCGGGACCCUGCCCAGGCCGCAGGGCGAGCCGCACUCAGAAACCCCGUCCGUCCGACUGGAGCCCCACGUCGUGCCACCUGCUUACUCCCACGCAACCCCAAAUCUCUGUAAGCCCAUCAACCACAUUCUCAAAACAUUUUCAAACUA
Messenger RNA from Heterocephalus glaber (naked mole-rat), 607 nucleotides. RefSeq names its product ubiquinol-cytochrome c reductase complex assembly factor 3 (gene Uqcc3). Gene Ontology annotation, cellular component: mitochondrial inner membrane. NCBI's taxonomy places the organism in Eukaryota, Metazoa, Chordata, Mammalia, Rodentia, Bathyergidae. Gene Ontology annotation, biological process: mitochondrial respiratory chain complex III assembly; mitochondrial electron transport, ubiquinol to cytochrome c. The record is from RefSeq and is a predicted model, not a curated record.